ACAAAAUAUUUUUGCGCAAUAAAUACAAUAUUCCUAAUGAAUUUAACAUUAUUAUUUCAAAAAUCUAUAAUACUUCAAUAUAGUCAAUGGAUAUUUAUAUCAAUUAUAACAAUAAUUGCCUUUCACUGGUUCUUUAAAUAUUUACAUAGGAUUUGGCCACUUGGAAAAACAUUGGAUCAUAAUCAUAUAAUAGAAAAUGAAGAACAAGAUGAAUAUACUCCUGCAUUAGAAGAAAAUGAGCAUAUUCCAUAUGAAGGAGCUACAAUAAAACUACCAGGUGGUGCUGAACAAUUUUAUGAAAUGGUUCAUAAUCGACGCAGUGUACGAUCUUUCAAAUCACAUCCCAUUCCUUCCUUAAAAGUAAUAGAAACCUGUAUUAAAGCUGCUGGCACUUCUCCAAGUGGUGCCCACACCGAACCUUGGACUUUUUGUGUUGUUAGUAAUAAGGAAUUAAAACAACGUAUACGUGAAAUAAUUGAAUUCGAAGAGGAAUUAAACUAUAAGCAACGAAUGAGUCGUCAGUGGACAACGGAUUUGCGGCCAUUAAAAACUGAUCAUAUCAAACCUUAUUUAACGGAUGCUCCUUAUCUUUUAUUGAUAUUUAAACAGAUUUACGGUUUCACCAAAUCUGGCAAACGUAAACAACAUUAUUAUAAUGAAAUUUCUGUGUCUAUUGCAACGGGAAUUUUACUGUGUGCUCUACAGGCAGCUGGUUUGAGUUCACUUGUCACCACACCUUUAAACUGUGGUCCAUUUUUACGAGAUCUAUUGAAUCGUCCCGCUAAUGAGAAAUUACUUGUUCUUUUGCCAGUCGGUUAUCCGGCAGAUGAUUGUCGAAUUCCUGAUUUGCAGCGUAAGGAUCUAAAUGAUAUUAUGCAAAUGUAUUAACAGAUGCAAAUCUAUUAUUAUAUUAUGUAUAAUAUACACAUGUAUGUAUGUACAUAUUAUGUAUGAAUGUAAACAAAAAUUGUUGGAGUUUGUAGAUCAAGGCGAAUUUAUAUAAAAUUAAAUUUUUAUAAUAACCGA
Molecule: messenger RNA, 1026 nt
Organism: Lucilia cuprina (Australian sheep blowfly)
Lineage: Eukaryota; Metazoa; Arthropoda; Insecta; Diptera; Calliphoridae
Gene: Iyd
Product: iodotyrosine deiodinase 1
Exons: 2
Coding region: 37-888 (283 amino acids)
Molecular function (GO): oxidoreductase activity
Source: RefSeq, a predicted model, not a curated record